CUCAUCGCUCAUGGUCUCUAAGAUCUUGGUCUAUUGAGUAUCAUUUGUUUCUUGAAAGCUGUCGGAUGGAUCAGCAAGGGCAGGGCCAGUCUCCAUCCAUGGGAGCGGUAGGCAGCGGAGGUCAGAUAGCAUAUGGUAGCAGCAGCAUGUACCAUCCCAGCCAAAUGACUGUCGGCCCGACAUCUGGAUCUCAGUCUACUAGUCAGCCAAGUGGAGCUCAGCUUGCUCAACAUCAGCUUGCUUAUCAGCAUAUCCACCAGCAGCAACAACAACAGCUUCAACAACAGCUCCAGGCUUUUUGGUCAAAUCAAUACCAAGAGAUUGAGAGAGUAAUAGACUUCAAGAACCAUAGUCUUCCCUUAGCAAGGAUCAAGAAGAUCAUGAAGGCUGACGAGGACGUGCGAAUGAUAUCAGCUGAGGCACCUGUUUUAUUUGCUAGAGCAUGUGAAAUGUUCAUCCUAGAAUUGACUUUACGGUCAUGGAGUCAUACCGAAGAGAACAAGCGUAGGACACUGCAAAAGAAUGACAUUGCUGCAGCUAUCACAAGAACUGAUAUCUUCGACUUUCUGGUUGAUAUCGUGCCAAGGGAGGAUCUGAAAGAUGAAGCACUCACGUCGAUUCCAAGAGGCUCAAUAACAGUCGGGGCCCCCGGAGAUGCACUUCCUUACUGCUAUAUGUCGUCUCAGCAUGCAUCUCAGGCUGGGACACCAGGAAUGAUUAUGGGCAAGCCCGUGAUGGACCCGGGUAGUUAUGCUCAACAAUCACACCCUUACAUGCCUCCACAAAUGUGGCAGCAUGGCCAAGAUCGAACCCCGACCGAUCAAUAGUAGCUUGCAGCGCCGAGGUGAAGGAGAACCGUACGUCUCUCUGUCCUUUUCGUGCUGGUACAUAUAUAUAUGCUUCAUUAUGUCGACUAUCUUCAAGUAAAUUUAUAUUUUUGUGGUUUUUGUGUUUAGAUUCUCUUUAGUCUUCUGUAAUUAUGAUAUCUCACGUUGGUUGGGGAGGAUAACAAACCACCAUUUAUAAGGGUGUAGAAACCUUCCCCUAGCAGACGCGUUUUAAAGCCUUGAGGGGAAGCCCGAAAGGGAAAGCCCAAAGAGGACAAUAUCUGCUAGCGGUGGGCCUGGGUCGGUACAGUAAUGCACGUUUUAGUGAAAACACUGGCUUGUAAAAUGCAUUAUGAGUAUUAUCUUCAAUCAUAUAUACAGCUUACAGUUCUUCAAUC
This is a messenger RNA of Cucurbita maxima (winter squash), 1225 nucleotides long. RefSeq names its product nuclear transcription factor Y subunit C-9-like. Lineage: Eukaryota; Viridiplantae; Streptophyta; Magnoliopsida; Cucurbitales; Cucurbitaceae. Gene Ontology annotation, cellular component: nucleus. Bases 66 to 827 code for a protein of 253 amino acids. Gene Ontology annotation, molecular function: protein heterodimerization activity; DNA-binding transcription activator activity, RNA polymerase II-specific. The record is from RefSeq and is a predicted model, not a curated record. Gene Ontology annotation, biological process: regulation of DNA-templated transcription. The transcript has 3 exons.